Messenger RNA from Aspergillus steynii IBT 23096, 5149 nucleotides. Its product is annotated as CORVET complex membrane-binding subunit VPS8. Gene Ontology annotation, molecular function: protein binding. The record is from RefSeq and is a predicted model, not a curated record. The transcript is spliced from 3 exons. NCBI's taxonomy places the organism in Eukaryota, Fungi, Ascomycota, Eurotiomycetes, Eurotiales, Aspergillaceae. Gene Ontology annotation, biological process: protein targeting to vacuole; endosomal vesicle fusion. Gene Ontology annotation, cellular component: late endosome; HOPS complex. Bases 323 to 5104 code for a protein of 1593 amino acids.
CCGAGCUUGUCGUCGCCAACUCAGCCUCGCUUCCUCCUCUGACCGUUGCGCCUUCGUCCUCGUCAUCCAUUGGACAUCUCCGUCAACUUUCUCCUGUCAUCCCGAUCCCGGAUCCUCGCGUCUCUCCCCUCGUGCUCCACUCGAUCCGCCCACGACUCGGUUGGUCGCUCACCGAAGCUCUGUGCACAUCCUGGUUGAGAAACAGUCGCCAUCCCGCCUAGACCGUGUCGGUGCCGUUCCUUAUCCUGAUCGUUACUAUUGAGACCUUCUUGCGAAUCAGUGGGGGUGCGAUGGUCCUUCCUACACUCUGCCGAUGAGCUCCAUGAUUGAGGGCAGUGAUGACCGGGCACGAGCGGACGAGCUCGACUUGGGCGAAGAGGAUCAUGAAUACUCCCAUCCAACGCCCAACGGCGCUCCGGAUGAUGCGAAGCCAACUAACGGGCUGGGAGAUGACUCAAUGGCAUACAUUGAUGACGAUCUCCCAGCUGUAGACAGCCCCGAUUUGACUCCCGCGAAAAACGCCCCUCCCGUUGACGAAGAUACGAACGAUGCUCCGGUCUCUCCCCGUCCCGGGCAGCCUGGUGCUCCCGGCAGCGUUGACGAAACCGCCUCAACUCCAGAUGAUACCCCUUCUUUACACGGUUCCGUACUGUCCUCGCAAAGCAGCAGCGCUUUAGCCUUUCGAAGCUCUCCUCGCCCCAGUCCCAGCCCCAGUCCUUCGCACCGUCCUUUCGACCUUCGUUUCCAGUCCCGGCUCUCCUCCUCGCCGUUAGGCGGCUUCCGCCCGUCGUCACCGUUUCUGGCCCAGAUCCACUCGCGAAAAUCGUCCCUCACUAGUCGACUGUCCCCGGCCACCGUCAAUUCCGAUUCCGAAUCUCCGCAAGGUCCGUGGGAUGUAGUAAGAUGGACCAAAUUAAGGAAGAUAACCGGACAUGCAUUUUCGGAGGUGGGAAAACGAAACUUUGGUUAUCCGACUUGCAUGGCUGUGUCUACGAGUAUUGUGAUCGGGACGUCGAAGGGCAUAAUCUUGGUAUUCGAUUAUCAACAGAGUCUGCGAACGAUAAUCGGAUCCGGAACCAAGGCUACGGAAUGCGGAGCUAUCAUGUCGCUUGCGCUUUCUGCCGACCAUUCGACAAUCGCUGGUGGCCACAGUUCGGGGGAUAUAUUUACGUGGGAAAUAUCGAAGUCGGCGCGACCUUUUCUUCAUAUCCCACCCAUUCCGACAAAUCAAGUUGACUCUCGCACUUCGGACGGACAUCUUUCCGCAUCGUCGGUGAUCCAUGUGGGCUUUCUGGGAACCCGACGCACUGCGUUGGUGUCGGCAGACACGCGAGGCAUGGCCUUCUCUCACUUGGCGACUCGGGGCACCGGCGCACUGGGGCGGACGGUGAAGACAACUAGGAUUCUGGGGCGAUAUCCGCAACACGUUGGGCAUGGUAAUCGGCUGCGCAAGCCAAGCUCGGUCCUUGCCUUUUCGCCUCUACCUCUGGGUAAUGUGGAUCAACCAACCGACUCUUUGGGAUUGGUUGCCAUGCUGACACCGUACCUUCUGGUCAUCGUUUCGACCACCCCCGUGGCUCAAACGCAGCACAAAGCACCCCGUCCAAAGGAGGUUACGGCCCACGGUGCAAUGACCGGAGCCUUGGCCUGGUUUCCUGCCAUCCGACUGAAGGGCAAGGAUUCGCAGAUUUCAAAAACCAAACUGGCUUAUUGUUGGUCGAAUGUGUUGACGGUCCUGGACGUGUCGGAAUUCGAAACGGACGAUGUACCGGACAGAGAUAGGCCUCCCAGUCUGGAGUUCAAGGCCCGAAAUCGCUGGAAGGCGGAGGAAGCAAUUGUUGCCGUCCAGUGGCUAAGUCGCUCGGUGCUAGCAGUGCUUACCAUUACGCAACAGUUGCUCAUCCUUGAAGAUUAUUCCAUGCGCGUAACCGAUGCGAUCGACCUUCUUAGUCGACACAUUUACCACGUUGACCUGUUCUCCUCUCAACUGCAUUCACUGGUUGAGCAGUUGGACGAAGAGGACACUUCAAUGCACGGCGUGGUAGCAGAUGCUUUUUUCAUGUCUUUCCGCUCCUACAAGGGGCGUUUGUUUCUGUUGGGCCAUAAUGAAGCCUUGAUUGGGAGCCUCUCAAACUGGGCAGAUCGAUUGCUGGCGCUCAUGGAGGCGGGCGAUUUUAUCGGGGCCAUUCGACUGGCAACGUCCUACUACCAGGGCAGCGGAGAAAAGCUCACUGUUGGUUUACCCGACGAGGAUUCCCUAAGGCAGCCAAUCGUUCGGGAGAAACUCCUGGAGAUGGUGUCGGCAUCUCUGAAAUACGCGUUCGGCCGGAAUCUAGAGGCGAGUAAUGAGCGACUUGACAGUCGGCAACUCGAGGAAUUGGCCGAGGUUUCCAUUUCGGCCUGCAUCUAUAUGACCGACGAAGAUUUUCUUUGGGAUGAGGUCUUCAACUGGUACGAGGAGCAUGAAUCGCAAGGAAUCUUCCUUGAUGCUCUUGAACCGUAUAUCAUCGACGGAACCGUGCGGUCUCUACCUCCCACGGCAGUCAAGGCACUUAUCAAUCAUUUCACUACCAACCAUACGGCCAGUCGUUUGGAGGAGAUCAUCUGCCUUCUUGACACGACCACGAUGGAUAUCGACCAAGUCACGACGCUCUGCAAGCACUAUAAUCUAUACGAUGCCUUUAUAUAUGUCUGGAACCGCUGCCUGGGAGACUACGUGGGCCCAUUACAGGAGCUCUUGGGACUUGUUUUAUCCCAAGAGAACCUGGUCAAUGGCGACUCCAUGAACGGGAUCAAACAGUAUACAAAUGCCACAAAGAUGUUUCCAUACCUGUCGUUUGUUCUUACUGGUCGCAUUUAUCCUACCGGGGAUGAUAUGGAAGAAGCGGAAGCUCACCGGGCUAAGGCAUCCCUGUACGAGUACCUGUUCUCGGGGAACUCGUCUGGUGCAGAGUCAGUUACCCAGUCUGGGUCAAAUGAGUCGUACCCGGAUCUUCAGGCUAUGCUAAAAUUUGAUACCUCUGGUUUCAUGAGCAUGCUUAACGAAGCGUUCGAAGAUAGCUCUUUGAACGAACAGGAGCCGGAUGAGACCUCGUUCCAAGGACUCUCAAUCAACCGACAAUAUCUGAUCAGCCUUUUGUUGCAAAUCAUGACACCUGAAACCUUCUCCCUGACUGAAACCAUUUAUCUCGACAUGUUCAUUGCUCGCAAUCUCCCGAAGUACCCCCAAUAUAUCCUUCUUUCUGGAACCACCCUCCACCAGGUUCUGGAGCGGCUGUGUCAGUAUCCAACCCAGGAAAUGGCGGAAGAUUGCGAACUCAGUGCCGAGUAUCUACUGUCGUUCUACCACCCGCCAGACAUUCAAAGCAUGAUUCCCCUGUUCAAGCAGGCUCGAUUUUUCCGGAUCUUGAAAUCAACCUACCGUUCGGAGAGACAAUUCCCGCAAUUGGUGCUGACCUACCUUGAGGAUCCAAACGAACAGAGAGAGAUCUUUACUUGCCUACAGGACUGCCUUCGCUCUGGUUCCCGAGUUGGUAAGAAGCAGAGGCGAGAAGUCAUUGACGUGGUAAAGAGCCACGCCUCUCAGUUGGUGGCGAUCGAUGUCGAAGCAGCUGCCCGGACAAUGCAGGACUUCGCACCGGAGACUCACGAAACGAUGCUCAAUGCCCUCCAAGACGAUACUUUCGGACAAUAUCGAUACUUGAAUGUCAUCGUAGAACCUGCAUCGCGAUCCACCGCCGAGGGCCGACCGUCGAAAUCGACCGAGAACUGGGUGAUCGAACGUUAUGUGCAGUUGCUCUGCAAAUAUGACCCUUCUCACGUCGCAGACUUUGUGGAUGAACUUCGGGUUGGCGACGUGCGCCUCGAGGAGCUGAUGCCUUCAAUGGAAGAGAGUGGUGUGGUGGAUGCGGCAGUCAUCCUGCUCGCUAGACAAGGCCAAAUUCGAGCCGCUAUGGAUCGUCUUGUCGCUCAUCUGGGGACGCUGGAAUCGGGUCUUGUCGGAAUUCUUCAAAGCAUCCGGGAGAGUCCAGAUUCGGACAGCACCGCAGAAGCCAUCGAUGACCUCGUGGAAUCCUUAGACAAAUAUACACGAGUGGGAACAUGGCUCUGCCAGGGCCAGACGAAAACCGCUAAAAAGCCCCGAGCCGUCGAAAGAAAUGGUGGCAGAAAGACCGCUGUCGAUCAACCGCUCUCGUUUGAUGAGAACCUCUGGCUGGAUCUGAUCGAGGCCAUUGUGCGCACUACCAGCAGCGUCUUCGCGUUGAUCCAGAAAGAACAGCAGUCCGACCACAAACUGACCCAUCUCGCUCCGAUGACAUCCCAAAUGGGCAGUAAUGCAGCCCAACUCAUGACCUCCUUCCGUAGGCUGGUCCAGCAGGUCUUCACUGCGCUGCUCUCGAGCACGGUCAGGGUUGGCGGAUCGUCUACCCACGAGCGCAGCGAUGUGGCUUUUCUGCGGAUCUUGCGCGCAUUCCUCACGCGUGCCGCACAAUGGUCGCCCUCUCUGCUCGAGUUGCGUGCCGUUCUUGCGUCCAUCUUCUCGGCCUAUACAUACGAGAAGUCGCUGCUGUCCCUGGCCAACGGCAUGCUGGACCGGGAUCUAUUUGUCCAUGUGGACGGGGUAGCGCGACUGCGGCAACGGGGAUGGCGGCCACGGGGCCAAGCAUGCGAGAUUUGCCGGCAGCGAAUUUGGGGGCCAGGGGUCGGGUCGCACCACUGGCAAGCCUGGGAGAAAAAACAGGCCGAUGCGCAGCAGCGUCGCAUCGCUCGCCAGCUCCACGAAGGAGCUGACCCGGCCACCACUCGAGGCAAGGGUAAAGCCGCAGCAGUAGCGGAAGUUGGUCAGACGUUACAUCCUCACGAGGCCGAGCAUGCGGAACAAGCAGGGUCCUUGGAUAAUACCGCGGAUGAGAUGCAGGGGGCAGUCGGAGAUGGCCGUGAGAUGCCGAUAGGGCCAGCGGUUGUGUUUUCUUGUCGACACCUCUAUCACCGACACUGCCUGGUGAAAUUCGGUCCUUCGAAGCCCGAGAAGCAGGGCCCUUUUGCGCCCCAGUCGGAGUGGGAUCACCUCACCUGUGCCAUUUGUCCUGUACAUACUGAAUGAGCGAGCGAUUUUACCAUGUUUACGAGUGUGGGGACGAUAAUAAUA